Linepithema humile (Argentine ant) is the source of this 2682-nucleotide messenger RNA. RefSeq lists its product as uncharacterized. The record is from RefSeq and is a predicted model, not a curated record. NCBI's taxonomy places the organism in Eukaryota, Metazoa, Arthropoda, Insecta, Hymenoptera, Formicidae.
UCUACUCAUCCUCAGAUGGACACUAGAAGCAAUCCACCUCAAUGGUUCACCCAGUUUGCUGAUCUCAUGCGUCAACAACAAGAAGCGCAAAGCGCACAGCAGACGCAGAUGAUGACUCAGUUCGCCCAAAUGAUUACCACGAUCAAUUCGAGAGGAAACGACAGACGUACAGCUCCUCAGGUAACGCCUAGUCUAGCUCCUCAUAAUUCUGAUUCAAGUUCCAGCGCAUCCGGCCGCGAGAGUGGUACAGUGUUAGCCACGCUUCCCACGGCACAAGCGAUUACGCUUUUAGCGUCGCAGAUUCCAUCUUUCUCGGGCUCCGACGAGGAUAACGUCGAGUUAUGGGUGAAAAAAGUUGAGCGAGUUGCACACAUACACGGUGUCGCAGACGAAGUAAUUCUUCUUGCGGUCUCUGGAAAACUCACCAAAACGGCUCGUGAUUGGUUUGACUUAAACACAGGCACAAAUCAACGAAACCUGGCUCAGCUUCAAAAGAGCGAUUCAAGGAAGGUUCAAGAAAACUGUGCCGUAUCACGUGGCAAUGCAAAAGGCUGAAAGUCGUAAAUGGUUAUCCGGCAAAGAAUCAUUUCAUGAGUAUGCGAUGCAUAAACUUAAAUUGUUACAGAACCUUAAUCUUCCCGAGAAAGAAGCCAUCAAUUUUUUAAUAAAUGGAAUAACCAAUCCGGCGUUACGUGGCAUGGCCUUACUUCUGGGCGCAGGAUCAACGGAUAAAUUUUUGGAACUGAUGCAUGAGCUGAUAAUCACAUACGGUGAUGAAUACAAACGGUCGCCGCCUCCUACCAAGAAGUUUUUCAAGGAAAAAUCUAAUGGAUCAACCACGACAAUUGGAAAGUCUGCUGAAUUACCGAAGGAUGCUUUCUGCGUCUACUGUCGUACGAAGGGGCACAUGAGAGCUGACUGCUUUCGGCUGAAGAAGAAGGAGCAGGCCAAGCAGCCUUCAUCCAGUUCUUCAAAGACAGCGGUUGCGGUCGUCGAGGAUUCUGCUGCGGUCUCCGAGGACGCUCCGUCUUCCAGCUCAUCGGUUGCAUUGAUAAGUACACACAGGCAACCCUAAAGAAAUAGUUUCCGACAGAGGCACUGCCUUCACCUCUCAGGAGUUCGGCGAGUUCCUUCGUUCUAGGAACAUCAAACAACGAUUAGUUGCUGUCGCUGCUCCAUGGGCAAAUGGUUUUGGCCGAACGGGCGAACAAAUUUCUGAAAUCUUCUCUGAAGAAACUAGUUGAGGAAGGACAGGAUUGGAGUUCCUGCAUAGAUACUGUCCAGUAUGUUGUUAACAAUACGUUACAUUCUUCUCUGAAGGCUUCUCCUUCAAAAUUAUUACUUGGUUUUGACCAACGAAAUCAUGCUGACGCUUUAUUAGCUCAACGUCUCUCUGAUAUCGCCAAAUUUGAAUUUGAUGUUGAACAAGAAAGAGAAUCAAGUCUAAGGUUGGCAUUGGAAGUAGCUGAGAAAAUUAAAUGCUACAACAAGUCAAUUUACGAUAAAAGACAUAGAAAACCAACGGCAUACAAACCGGGCGAUUUGGUUUUGAUUAGAGACACGACUAUCAAACCGGGUGAAGACAAAAAGUUAAAGUCUAGCUAUAAAGGACCUUACAAGGUCACUAAGGUCUUGGAUAAAAACCGGUUUGUGGUUCAAGAUAUUCCCGGAUCAAACCUAACGUCUAGGUCAUAUAAUUCAAUUCUUUCUCCAGAUCGAUUAAAGUUAUGGAUUAAGCCGCCGAUAGAACCACUACCAGAAUCAGUUAAACAUUAAGUAGUUUUUGUUUGUGUUCAAUUUUGCGUCUUUUCUUUGCCGUUCUUGCGUAAAAUUCAACUUUUAAUUGUGGUAUUGUGAUUAAUUUUACACCGCUCUAGUGUAAUCUCAACAUUUAAUUUUGGUUUAUUUUAUUUUGGUUUCUUUUUCGGUUCUUGCUUUAGCAUUUUUAAAUUGGAUUCGCAUUUAAUAAUUUUUUCUUCGCAUCAAUUUUAAGGGUAUGCGGAAAAUUUUGCGUAAAGUUUAUAUUGGUUUGCGUUUAACCUGUGUAGAAAUAACCAAUUAGUCUUACGCAGAAUGUGAUAUGUACAGUUAUCUUGCGAUAAUGUCAUGAAAAAACUGCGAUAUUUUGCGUUAUUUCCUGCGUCGUUUCUUGCGUUAUUUUCUUGCGUUCAUUUUACAUGUAUACGUAGCAUCGUCAAUUGCGUUUUAUGCGUCGUUUGAUACGUUAUUCUCAUGCGUUAUUUUCAUGCGUUAUUUUCUUGCGUUAAUUUUACAUGUACGCGUCGUGACAUAAUUAAGGCUAUAUAAAAUGCGUAGCGAUUGUAAUAACCCUUUCAAAAGGAAUAUUUUUAAUGAUAAUCCGAGUCAAAGACAAAGUCAUAUAUUUAAAGUGUAGUUUGUGAUAUUAUACCAAAGAUCUGACUGUGAUUCGCAAAAAAAAAAAAAAAAAAAAAAAAAAUAUUGUGAUUAGUUUAAGACUGAAAUUAAUUAAGAUUUAGCAAAAUACUGUUAUGGUAUAAGUUAUUGUAAUGGUUUGUCAUUAUUAAUAAUUGUAAUAAUUUGUUAUUAUAGAAGUCGUUCGGGACGAACGAUAUUGUCAGGCUGGCCGAACUGUAAGAGAGAAUUCUAUAUUAUUUUCUUUCUUUAGUUGAAUGAGUCUCUCUCUUUCUAACAUUGUAUACU